This is a messenger RNA of Ziziphus jujuba (common jujube), 902 nucleotides long. Its product is annotated as small ribosomal subunit protein eS10z. The record is from RefSeq and is a predicted model, not a curated record. The transcript is spliced from 5 exons. Gene Ontology annotation, molecular function: structural constituent of ribosome; RNA binding. NCBI's taxonomy places the organism in Eukaryota, Viridiplantae, Streptophyta, Magnoliopsida, Rosales, Rhamnaceae. Bases 153 to 692 code for a protein of 179 amino acids. Gene Ontology annotation, cellular component: cytosolic small ribosomal subunit.
CCAACGCUAACCCAGGAUAUAAACGUAACUAGGCUUUUAGGUUUUCCUCAGCAGGCGAUAAAGAGUGAGUUUGUGUGUGUGGGGGAAAGAAGGCUUAAGAUUUUCCGUUUGCCGCCGCCAACUCCUAUCGCCGUCUCAUUGUUUUCGCAACCAUGAUCAUUCCAGAGAAGAACCGCCGUGAGAUCUCCAAGUACCUCUUCCAAGAGGGAGUUUGCUAUGCAAAGAAAGAUUACAAUCUGGCCAAACACCCAGAAAUCGACGUGCCGAAUCUGCAGGUGAUAAAGCUGAUGCAGAGCUUUAAGUCGAAGGAGUAUGUGCGAGAGACUUUUGCUUGGAUGCAUUACUACUGGUACCUCACCAAUGAUGGUAUCGAGUUUCUUAGGAACUACCUCAACCUUCCUUCUGAGAUCGUCCCUGCUACUUUGAAGAAGCAGGCUAAGCCCGCUGGCAGGUCCUUGGGAGGCCCACCAGGAGAUCGUCCACGUGGUCCACCUCGCUUUGAUGGUGAGCGCAGAUUUGGUGACCGGGAUGGGUACCGUGGAGGUCCCCGCGGUCCUGGUGGUGACUUUGGUGAUAAAGGUGGAGCUCCUGCUGACUACAGGCCUUCUUUCGGGGGUCCUGGUGGAAGACCUGGCUUUGGUCGUGGAGCCGGUGGUUUUGGUGCUGGACCAGCUAGCUCAAAUCAAUCUUAAGGAGUUAAUGGCUGUCAUACUGGUUCAUUUUUUCAGAUUUCAUGUCCCACUAGGGGUUUAAUAGCAGUUUUGUUUUCACCGUCGAAAUGUAAGAGAGUUGUGGAAUUCUGUUUAAAUUUUUUUAUUGUACUUUGGUUUUGUCGAAUUGAAACUUUUAGGGCAAAUUUCUACUUCCAGCGUUUAUAUAUAUCUAAUCAAAUAUGGGUGCUC